AUGGCUGCCUCCACCCCCGCCCAGUCCCUCGAGCACCGCGCACAGAACGCAGAGCAGGUCGGCGAGCACAAGCUCCACGGCCUCGUCCAGGAGGACGCCGACUCCACCGAAUCCGGCCUGCGAUAUGGCAACUGCCUAUCUUCGUCGUGUCAGGGACAUCGUGCGAGCCGGGAGCCGAUACACUGCAUACAGCAAGUCCAGCCCAACCUCUCCUGCCCUCCUACUGACCUCCCUACAGCCAGCGACGUCGGAGAAGCUUUCCGCCCUGUCGUCCCCCCAUGGGUCGUGACUGCAGCCUACGGUGUAUCGUGGGCCUAUCUCAUCGGAGAUGUCUCCUUUACCACCUACAAAUCCUCCCAGCUCGGUCCUUCGCCGUUAGAAGCCGCCAACGUGUCAGAGCCCACCCGUCUCUCCAUGGUGGCUGUGAAAAGGACAGUUUUCCAGGGUUUGGCGUCCAUGGCGUUGCCGGCGUUUACCAUCCACACUGCCGUCAGGUACGCGGGCAGGGCGUUUGCAAAGAGCGGGAACGUAGCGGCGAGGAGAUGGGGGCCUACCGUUGUUGGAAUCGGAAUCGUGCCUGCCCUGCCAUAUCUCUUUGAUCACCCGGUCGAGCAAGCUACCGAUGCCGUCUUUGACAAGCUUGAAGAGAGCUUUUUCCGAGGCGGUCCCGUUCCCGAGCCCAAGCGCGAAUUAUAG
Molecule: messenger RNA, 696 nt
Organism: Cryptococcus wingfieldii CBS 7118
Lineage: Eukaryota; Fungi; Basidiomycota; Tremellomycetes; Tremellales; Cryptococcaceae
Exons: 4
Coding region: 1-696 (231 amino acids)
Biological process (GO): mitochondrial fission
Cellular component (GO): mitochondrion
Source: RefSeq, a predicted model, not a curated record